CUGCUGCACCUGUCCCCGCCGUCCCUGCCCCUCCAGUUCUGGAUCAUCCCCAGCAUCCUGGGCAGCUCCAACCUGUACUUCCUGUCAGACGAUGACUGGGAGACCAUCUCUGCCUGGAUCUACGGCCUUGGCCUCUGCGGCCUCUUCGUGGUGUCCACCGUGUUUCACACCAUCUCCUGGAAGAAGAGCCACCUCAGGAUGGUGGAACACUGUCUACAGUUCGACCGGAUAGGUAUCUAUUUCAUAGCGGCUUCCUACGCACCCUGGCUGAACCUUCGGGAGCUGGGCCCCUGGGCCUCCCACAUACGCUGGCUGGUCUGGAUUAUGGCUUCCGUGGGCACCAUCUAUGUCUUCUUCUUCCAUGAGCGGUACAAGCUUGUGGAGCUUCUCUGCUACAUCGUGAUGGGCUUCUUCCCUGCCCUGGUCAUCCUCUCCAUGCCCAACACCGAGGGCAUCUGGGAGCUGGUGACCGGAGGGGUCUUCUACUGCCUGGGCAUGGUCUUCUUCAAGAGUGACGGGAGGAUCCCCUUUGCCCACGCCAUCUGGCAUCUCUUUGUAGCAUUUGGUGCUGGUACCCACUACUAUGCCAUCUGGAGGUACCUCUAUCUGCCCAGCACCCUGCACACCAAGGUGUCCAAAUGAGGUGACCCAGACUCCAGAGGUCACUUGGGCUUUAGGAGUGCAGCACCACAGGAAGCGUUUUUGCCAACGUUAACCCAGAGCACAGCGCGAAGGCCUGUCUUCCCUUCAUUGGGUAGAGUUCUUGAUGGCUCUGAGGUGACUUCUGGUGAUGACCAGAUCGUCCCUCGAGUCCCCAGCGAGAAAGCAAGCAUUUAGCCAUUCUCACAGAGGAGAAAUUAACCCUGUAAUGUGUUUCUAUUUUAGAUGAGUGUUUCCUAAUACAAGCAACAUUAACAUCUUCAGAAAAGGAAGCAGGCGUGGUCCUGGAAAAUUGGGGAAUGACGGGCCAAUCUGUGUUUCAAAGGUCCUGAGGAAUCUGGCAAGGAGUCCUGUGGCUUGUUCAUACCUGGGUGGCCAGGGCCUCCCUCUCUGCUACCAAAGUCCAGGUUGGCGAAUUGUCUCCCGUUCAGGGAAAGGGGACAGCCCAGCUUGUAGAUGAGGGAUGGUGAAUGGCUGUGACCAUGGCAGACAUCACCAAUCAAGUGCAGCACGUGGGUGAUGUCAGAAUUCUUCCCAGCACUGUGUUCUGGGCAGCCAGUACCAAUCAAUUUGGCACUCAUGAUGCGACCUCUUUGCCCUUCCUGUCUGGUGUGCUCUGAAAUGGGAUCAUGGCCAGAGUAGCUGAAAAUCUCCAAAUGGGCAUUUGCAUGCCUAUCUCCUCAUCUCCCCUUCCCUUUUGGGAAGCUCCUGGAGUAGGCAGUUUGGGGGCAGUAGAGGGAAACUGAGGCACACACCCACGCAGCCCCUGAUGUUCUGUUCCACCGUAGUUGGUUCUCAGUACAGUUGGGGAUGAGGAUGCUGUUACUUGGCCAUUUCUUCCCAUCCCCAAAAAUCCACAGACAUUACAAGAGCCAUUCAUUCAUAAGAUGGGGCAAACAGUCCCUGGGCACUUGCUCCCUGUUCCAUACUUAAGGUUUGUGAUACCAACCUUUGGAUUCUGUCUUGGUGCCAAUCAGUGGCUGUUAGAGGCUACUCAGGUGUACCCCAAAAGGAAGGCACAUGGAUCUAGGGAGACUGUUCCAGGUCCCCUCAACCUCUGAAGUGCCCAGUACCCCAACAACAAGGCUUCUGGGGACCUGUUCUUCAGUCCCCAUCAGGGCGGGGCCAGCAUCUUUGUCCAAUGCUGCCUGGACAUUUACUGGGGAGGUGAGUAGCAGGCCCACCUCCAGGAUCUGAAUUGGAAUCUCAGAUUCUCUGGAUAAAGAAUCUGUCUCAAA
Messenger RNA from Macaca mulatta (Rhesus monkey), 1898 nucleotides. The record is from RefSeq and is a predicted model, not a curated record. NCBI's taxonomy places the organism in Eukaryota, Metazoa, Chordata, Mammalia, Primates, Cercopithecidae.